AUGGAGAGAAACAAUCACACAGUCACUGAGUUCAUCCUGGUGGGCUUCACAACAGACCCCAGGAUGCAGCUGGUCCUGUUUGUAGUGUUUCUUGGCAUCUACUCCGUGACCCUGGUAGGAAAUACCACCCUCAUAGUGUUGAUCUGUGAUGACUUCUGGCUGCACAUACCCAUGUAUUUUUUCAUUGGGAAUCUGUAUUUUCUGGAUCUCCGUUAUUCCUCUGUCUACAGCCCAAAGAUCCUAGUGACGUGCAUCUCUGAAGACAAAAGCAACUCCUUCACUGGCUGUGUAGCCCAGUUCUUCUUCUCUGCUGGGCUGGCCUACAGUGAGUGCUAUCUAUUGGGCAUGGCUUAUGACCACUAUGUGUCAUGUUCCAACCCCCUGCUUUAUGCCCAGGCCGUGUCAAGGAGACUCUGCCUCUGUUUGGUUAUAUAUUCCUACACUGGAGGUUUUGUCAAUGCAAUAAUACUCACCAGCAACACAUUCACAUUGAAUUUUUGUGGUAACAAUGUUAUUGAUGACUUUUUCUGUGAUGUCCCUCCCCUGGUGAAGUUGGCAUGUGAUGUGAAAGAGACGUACCUGGAUGUGCUAUACUUCCUCCUGACCUCCAAUGUCAUCAUUCCCAUUGUGCUCAUAGUAGCAUCCUACCUCUUCAUCAUUGCUGCCAUCCGGAGGAUCCGCUCUGCCAAGGGCUGCCUUAAAGCCUUCUCCACAUACUCCUCUCAUUUGAUCUCUGUCACCUUGUACUAUGGCUCCAUUCUCUACAUCUGCUCUCGUCCAAGUUCCAGCUACUCCCUUGAGAGGGAAAAGGUGGUGUCUACAUUUUACACUGUGCUCUUCCCCAUGUUGAACCCCACGAUCCACAGUCUGAGGAAUAAAGACGUGAAAGAAGCUCUGAAAAAACUCUUCAGGUUAAUGUACUCCGAAGUCUAA
Hippopotamus amphibius kiboko is the source of this 933-nucleotide messenger RNA. RefSeq names its product olfactory receptor 1013-like. The record is from RefSeq and is a predicted model, not a curated record. Gene Ontology annotation, molecular function: G protein-coupled receptor activity; odorant binding; olfactory receptor activity. Gene Ontology annotation, cellular component: membrane. Lineage: Eukaryota; Metazoa; Chordata; Mammalia; Artiodactyla; Hippopotamidae. Gene Ontology annotation, biological process: sensory perception of smell; G protein-coupled receptor signaling pathway.